Messenger RNA from Pelodiscus sinensis (Chinese soft-shelled turtle), 4112 nucleotides. The record is from RefSeq and is a predicted model, not a curated record. NCBI's taxonomy places the organism in Eukaryota, Metazoa, Chordata, Testudines, Trionychidae.
GCUCGUGCUCUAGACGGCCCUGGUCUCUGUGCCAGGAAAGGAAGCGCCCCCGCUGCGGGCGCUUCGGAGAGGACCUGAGCACUCGUUAAACUCGGAGGGGCCGGGAAUGCGGCACCGUGUCCCGUCACACGCCAGGCUGCUCGGCGCAGGGAAAAGAGCGAGCCCCCAGCGCCACCUCGCCUGGCCGCUGCUGCACUUUGUGUGCGCGUUUGCGGGGCCAGGACACAUCACUGAUUUCAGAGACUGUUUAUUGUUUGCAGCAGCUUCGGGGCUCCGGAGGUAGUUACAGCAAAUUGUGUGUGUGGAUAAAGCACAUUAUCCCUCUCUGGAAAGCAAUAACAAUGCUCAGGCAGACAUGGCUCUGCUGAGGCACAUCCAUAGCCCAACUUGUCAGCUCUAUUGUUGCGAAAACACAUUUAAUUGAAGUGGAUGAAGAUGAAUCCUCAGCAGCAGCGGAUGGCCGCUAUAGGAACCGACAAGGAACUCAGUGACCUGCUGGACUUCAGUGCGGUAGGAUAUUCUUCGAGGUCUUCUUAUGCCUUCUCCACGAUGUUUUCCCCACCUGUUAAUAGUGGGAAAACCAGACCAACUACAUUAGGAAGCAGUCAGUUCAGUGGGUCAGGUAUGGAUGAACGAACAGGUGCUGCAUCUUGGGGAACAAGUGGGCAACCAAGUCCUUCAUACGAGUCUUCAAGGGAAAAUGGCAGUCUCCAUGGAAAAAGCUCAGACAUCUCCACAGCCAUAGAAAAGUUGAAACCUCAAGAGGGUUUUGCAGACAGUCCUCAUUAUGGUGAUCACUUGAAUGACAGUCGAUUAGGGCCCCAUGAAGGAUUGUCCCCGACACCUUUCAUGAACUCGAAUCUGAUGGGAAAAACAUCAGAUAGAGGUCCAUUUCCACUGUAUGGCAGAGACCCAGGAGUACCAGGUUGCCAAUCCAGUCUCCUACGAUCAGAUAUGGGGCUUGGAAGCCCUGGUCAGUUGUCAUCCUCAGGAAAACCUGGAACAACGUAUUACCCAUUUGCUACUACAAAUCCACGCCGAAGACCACUUCAUGACUCAUCAGUUCUUGAUCCUUUACAGACAAAGAAAGUAAGAAAGGUGCCCCCUGGUUUGCCUUCUUCUGUAUAUGCACCAUCUCCAAGUUCUGAUGAUUUCAAUAGAGAAUCUCCAACUUACCCAUCUCCUAAACCACCAAGCAGUAUGUUUGCCAGCACUUUCUUUAUGCAAGAUGGUACCCACAACUCUUCUGACCUUUGGAAUUCAUCCAAUGGAAUGAGCCAGCCUGGUUAUGGUGGAAUGCUGGGAGGCUCUUCUUCUCACAUGUCACAGUCUAGCAGUUAUGGCAGUCUACACACACAUGACCGCUUGAGCUAUCCCCCACAUUCAGUCUCACCUACAGAUAUAAAUGCCAGUCUUCCUCCAAUGUCCAGCUUCCAUCGCGGCAGUACCAGUAGUUCACCUUAUGUUGCUGCCUCACAUACUCCACCCAUCAAUGGAUCAGAUAAUAUACUGGGAAACAGAGGAAAUGGGACUGGAAGCUCACAGACGGGUGAUGCACUUGGAAAGGCAUUGGCAUCUAUUUAUUCUCCUGACCAUACAAGCAGUAGCUUUCCUUCAAAUCCAUCAACACCUGUUGGAUCACCAUCACCUCUCACAGGUGCCAAUCAGUGGUCUAGGACUGGAGGACAAGCUCCCUCAUCUCCAAACUAUGAAAACUCUCUCCACUCCUUGAAAAAUCGAGUUGAGCAGCAACUUCACGAGCAUUUGCAAGAUGCAAUGUCCUUCUUAAAGGAUGUCUGCGAGCAAUCUCGAAUGGAGGAUCGCUUGGACAGACUUGAUGAUGCCAUCCAUGUGCUACGAAACCAUGCUGUGGGGCCUUCAACAAGCCUGUCAGGCGGCCAUGGAGAUAUACAUAGUUUAUUGGGGCCAUCCCAUAACGGGCCAAUUGGAAGCCUAAAUUCAAAUUAUGGAGCAUCUAGCCUCGUAACAACCAAUCGACAAGCUUCAAUGGCUGGAACUCAUCGGGAAGAAAGUGUCAGCCUCAACAGCAACCAUUCAGUCCUGCCCAGUACAGUGUCUGCUCAGAGCACAGAACUAAAUCAUAAAACACAAGAAAAUUACAGAGCAUUGUCAAGUGGCUUGCAGAGCCAAUCUGUGGCUAUCGGUGCAGCAGAAAUUAAGUCAGAACUUAAGGAGAAGGAUGAAAAUAUACAUGAACCUCCCUCAUCUGACGAUAUGAAAUCAGAUGAUGAAUCCUCCCAAAAGGAUAUCAAAGUUUCAUCUAGAGGAAGAACGAGCAGUACUAAUGAAGAUGAAGACUUAAACCCAGAACAGAAGAUAGAAAGAGAGAAAGAGAGGAGAAUGGCAAAUAAUGCUAGAGAACGCUUGCGUGUACGAGAUAUUAAUGAGGCAUUUAAAGAACUUGGCCGUAUGUGUCAGCUUCACCUGAAGAGUGAAAAACCACAGACAAAACUGCUUAUUCUUCACCAGGCUGUGGCAGUCAUCCUCAGUCUAGAGCAACAAGUCAGAGAGAGGAACCUAAACCCCAAAGCAGCCUGCCUUAAGAGAAGGGAAGAAGAAAAAGUUUCUGCCGUAUCGGCAGAGCCACCAACACCACACCCAGGAAGCCACCCUGGGCUUAGUGAAACUACCAACCCUAUGGGUCAUAUGUGAACACCAGCCAGAAUUCCAGAAUUAUCAGUAGGAUAUAUAGAAGGUGACCUUCCUUCACAAGGACACAGACAACUAACAUUAUAUGAAGACACAAAUCUGACAGGAGAAAACACUUGAAGCAAGAAACCCAAAUGCAAUCUUAUGAUCAAAGCUACUGGUCAACACCUGCAUCAGAAGUGAAGAUACAAAGAUCUUCAGAUAGAAUUUCAGCCCAUGAAAUACUCUGAACAUAUCAUUCUGUUGCAAGCAGUGUGUCGCUUCUGCACAAUCAGAGACUGUUGUGAUCUCUCCACUCAUUGUGGAAGUUGCCUUGUGCCUAAACUGAAUUGACAAAUGCAUUGUAACUACAAAUUUUAUUUAUUGUUAUGGAACUGUAAAGGUCUACAUAUAAAGGGAAAAGUUAACAUGUUGAAAGCUGAAAGAAUUUCAGCUGAUGCCAGCAUUUGUUAAAGCUGUUCACAUUCAGAGAACAAAGCCGUGACAACCAUUGACCCUUAGCAUUCCCAGCAUACCUAUUAGUGUCUUAAAAAAGGAAGGGAAAAGUCUUUUGUUGUCCUUUCCACUCCUUUUGCCAUAUGACUAGUAUUUCCAUGCAAUAGGAAAAUAUUCCUUGGCAUAGCUUUUUUUUUUACGUUAUGUUAUGUUAUGUUAUGUUAUGUUAUGUUAUGUUAUGUUAUGUUAUGUUAUGUUACAUUUGUUUGUUUGGUCUCUGGUAAUCUGAACAGUUAUGGUCAUCAUCAGCUUCCAUACUGAGCUCCAUACGUCAAGCCAUUAGAAGGAACAGUGAAGACUGCAGGACAGGAGCAGUACUGUGACCAUAGCAUUUCUUGGAUUUAAAAGUGGUAUUUUUUCUCUCAGACUUUCCUCAAAUAAAUCUUUUUAUUUCUAAUUAUAAACCAAACCUUUUUAGGCUUCUAGGCUUCAUAGUAAAGCUUGUAACGUGAAGUGUAAAUUGGGUGGGGAGAAUUUACUUUGUUAGAAUUGCUUUGUUUUCUAAGCAGUAAGUACUACAUAUAGUACAUGUAAAGUGUUAGCUGUAUGUAAGCACAAAAUACAUUAAAAUACAAAGGAGACUUUUCAGGCUGUAAUUAUGGUGAACAGUAAAUCCUAAAUUCACCAUGGCAGGUAGUGUUCUGAACUAAACACAGCUGUGGUGGGCUAAUUAUAUAAUGGGAUAUAAGAGCAAUGGUCACCAAUUUUUUUCCUUAUUGUACACAUUAAUUAUCUUGUCAUUUUUGUAUGGCUUGUCAGUGGAGAAGAAUUCAGUGUGAUUCAGUCAACUGCAAACACACUGCCCCUCCCAAGCCAUAUUAGCAUUAAACCAUUAAAUGUUGUUCCACCAGUACAGUGUCCAUAAGUAUUCCUUUGUCAGUAAUGUGUUGAUUGUUAAAAUGUCUCUGAACUUCCAUGGAAACAGUCUUCCACUGCAAUGACCGUGG